GGCUCUCGCCUGGCCUGGCCUACUCAUCUUGAAUGCUUCAGUUUUGUGUCGAAUCGAAACCAAAAAAAAAAAAAAUCAUAAGGAGGAGGACGAGGGAGGAGGAAGUCGUCUGAGAGGGACAAUCAAUACGACACCGCUUUGAGAGGGACCUUUUAAGCCAGAAACGCCGAUUAUUAAAAAAGAAACGAACUAUCUCCCACUUAUUAAAGAGAGAGAGAGACAGAGGGAGAAAACAAGAAUGGAGGAAACGAAUCAUUCAUAAAUGCUAUUCCUCUUUUUCGUCUUUAUAUCUCAUUCAUUGGUUCAGUGUUUUCUCUGAUCCCUAAUUUACUCUCUUUCUCACUGGUUGCGUUUGGAAUCUGAGAAAAUGGGUUUGAUUUCGGGGAUUUUUAUGGGGAUGAUCUUGGGGAUUGGGUUAAUGGCUGGAUGGCGUCACAUGAUGAGGCAACGCAGCACCAAGCGAAUUGCUAAGGCUGUUGAUAUUAAACUCCUUGGGUCCCUCAGCAGAGAGGAUUUGAAGAAAAUCUGUGGGGACAAUUUUCCCGAAUGGAUAUCUUUCCCUGUCUUUGAACAAGUGAAAUGGCUGAACAAGCAACUAAGCAAAUUGUGGCCAUAUAUUGCAGAUGCAGGAGAAAUGGUGAUUAAAGAAUCUGUUGAACCAUUAUUGGAAGAAUACCGACCUGCAGGAAUUACUUCAUUAAAGUUUACCAAAUUGUCUCUGGGUCGUGUAGCACCCAAAAUUGAAGGUAUUCGUGUCCAGAGUCUUAAAAAAGGUCAGAUCAUAAUGGAUAUUGAUUUCAAGUGGGGUGGUGAUCCAAGCAUCAUAUUAGGUGUAGAAGCGGCAAAGGUUGCUUCAAUUCCAAUUCAGUUGAAGGAUCUUCAAGUUUUUACUGUUAUUAGGGUCAUCUUCCAACUUACUGAAGAGAUUCCUUGCAUUUCUGCUGUCGUUGUUGCCCUGCUCUCUGAGCCAAAGCCUAUAAUUGAUUAUACUCUGAAGGCUGUUGGUGGAAGUUUAACGGCCCUUCCUGGAAUUUCAGAUAUGAUUGAUGAUACUGUCAAAACAAUUGUCACUGAUAUGCUCCAGUGGCCCCACAGGAUUGUAGUUCCGAUUGGUGGUCUUCCUGUUGAUACAAGUGAUUUGGAGCUUAAACCGCAGGGAAAACUUAGCUUGACAGUAGUAAAAGCUAAUAGUUUGAAAAACAUGGAAAUGAUCGGAAAAUCUGAUCCAUAUGUGGUCGUGUAUAUACGGCCUCUGUUUAAGGUUAAAACAAAGGUUGUUGAAAACAACUUGAAUCCUGUUUGGAAUCAAACAUUCGAGAUGAUUGCAGAAGACAAGGAGACUCAGGCACUUAUUGUUGAGGUUUUUGAUCAGGAUAUUGGGCAAGAUAAGUGCUUAGGAAUAGCAAAAAUACCUUUGAUUGAGCUGGAAGCAGAAACUUUGAAAGAGUUUGAUCUGAGAUUGCUGCCAUCACUCGACACUCAGAAAGUAAAAGACAAGAAGGACAGAGGAACUGUUACAAUUAAGGUUUUGUACCAUGAAUUCGACAAGGAUGAGCAACUGGCUGCACUGGAGGAAGAGAAAAGAAUCUUGGAAGAAAGAAAGAAACUUAAAGCAGAAGGAGUUAUAGGAAGCACAAUGGAUGCUCUUGAUGGAGCGGCAUCACUGGUUGGUUCUGGUGUCGGGAUGGUGGGUGCUGGCAUUGGCACCGGAGUUGGGCUUGUUGGAAGUGGCAUUGGCACUGGAGUUGGGCUUGUGGGAAGUGGCAUUGGUACUGGUGUCGGAAUGGUUGGGAGUGGGCUUGGAGCUGUGGGGAGUGGCCUUAGCAAAGCAGGGAAGUUCAUGGGCAGGACCAUUACAGGACAAUCCAGCAACUCUAGGAGAAGUGGCUCCACAACUCCCGUGAACAGCAUCCAAGAGAAUGGCGGUGUAAAACCAAGAAAGGACUAGACAGCUGCUGCUGGAAUGUGCUCAUGAAUCGUUGUGGUUUGUCUUGUUUAAAUAUCAGAUGGAAUUCAAUUUUAAGCUUGUUUUUAUGUUUAUAGAAUUUUACACUUUCUUGCCAAUUUGGAAUGUCAUGGAUAUGAGGUAGUUACAGUGCACCAACUUUGUUUCAGAUGUAUCAUUCUGUUUUGUUGUGUAUGUCUGCUGAAAUGAAUUGUGUAAUAAAACUUCAUAAGCUGUAAAAAUAGCUCUUUCUACUA
This is a messenger RNA of Humulus lupulus (European hop), 2202 nucleotides long. Its product is annotated as calcium-dependent lipid-binding protein. The record is from RefSeq and is a predicted model, not a curated record. Lineage: Eukaryota; Viridiplantae; Streptophyta; Magnoliopsida; Rosales; Cannabaceae. Gene Ontology annotation, molecular function: lipid binding. The coding region runs from base 368 to 1948 and encodes 526 amino acids. Gene Ontology annotation, cellular component: endoplasmic reticulum. The transcript has 12 exons.